AGCAGAGGAUUUAACGGGACUUUGUGUCGGUUUGAGUUGCUUUUAAAGAAGGAUGAAGACGCUGGUGGUGUUCCUGCUCCUUAUGAAUGUUUCCCAGCAUGCCCUGGCUGUUGUGGUGGAGGUGAAUGAGGGGGAAAGAUAUGUCCUGCUGCCCUGUCAGUACUUGGGGUUUAUACCUGAGAAUCCCACAGUGAUGUGGACUCGCAGUGAUCUCAAUCCCAAAUCUGUCCAUGUGAGACAAGAAGAAACAGACGAUCUCAGAGGACAAAACCAGCUUUACAGCCAGCGCACAUCGAUGAGACCUGAUGCUCUGGACACCGGAGACUUCAGCCUCACUCUGACAAAACCAACAAAGACUGACAGCAGCAUCUACACCUGCUCCAUCAGUGAUGGGACAGAAGAACGGCGACUGAGAGAUAUCCAGCUGCAGGUCAAAGACCAACAGGUGGAGGUGAAGGUGGAGGAAGGGUCAGACUCUGUCAUCCUGCCCUGCAAAACAACAGGUGACCUUCCUGAAGACACCACAGUGGAGUGGACUCGCUCUGACCUGGAGCAGAUAGUUGUCCAUGCGUAUUCAAACAGAAGUGACCUCUUUAAGAAACAGGAUAACUUUUACUGUGGUCGCACAAAGAUGAACAACGACCUGCUGAGAACUGGAGACCUCAGUCUGACCUUGAAAUACCCCACAGAGAGAGACACAGGAGGAUAUAUCUGUAGCAUCUACAGGGACAAUGACAUCUUGAGACAGAAAGUUGUGAUGAACUAUGUCAGAGGUCAGUGCAGUAGAAACAGAUCAGAGGUCAGUAUAGUAGACUGA
Pelmatolapia mariae (spotted tilapia) is the source of this 817-nucleotide messenger RNA. RefSeq lists its product as uncharacterized. Gene Ontology annotation, molecular function: signaling receptor binding. NCBI's taxonomy places the organism in Eukaryota, Metazoa, Chordata, Actinopteri, Cichliformes, Cichlidae. The coding region runs from base 53 to 817 and encodes 254 amino acids. Gene Ontology annotation, biological process: regulation of cytokine production; T cell receptor signaling pathway. The record is from RefSeq and is a predicted model, not a curated record. Gene Ontology annotation, cellular component: external side of plasma membrane. The transcript is spliced from 3 exons.